Messenger RNA from Paramuricea clavata, 735 nucleotides. Lineage: Eukaryota; Metazoa; Cnidaria; Anthozoa; Malacalcyonacea; Plexauridae. The record is from the annotation of a GenBank genome assembly.
AUGAAGAGUGUUGGAAAGAACAAACAAGGAAAACUGGCUCAACAAUUCUCGUCGCAAAGUCACAAGGCUUCUCUAGCAGCAUACUGCCACUACUUAAAGAAGACGAAACGUGUGGACAUCCAACUGGAUAAAGCAAAAAGGGCCGCACAAAUCCAGGAAGCCGAAGACCUUGAAUACAACCGUAAAGUCAUCCACAUCCUUUUGGACAUCGCAAGAACACUUGCCCGGCAAGCUCUUCCAUUCAGGGGUGACAGUAACGAAGAAGGCAACUUUUACCAGUUGGUCCUAUUGGUUAGUAGACAUGUCCCAAGUCUUCGUCGGUGGAUAACUGUCAAAAGGAUGAAUCCCUACCACGCCACCUAUUUGAGUCCUCAGUCGCAGAACGAGUUCAUCGCUUUACUCGAAGCAGAACUGAGAGAAAAAGUUGUGGAAGAAGUAAAGAGUGCAGGGAUGUUUUCUGUGAUGGCAGACACAACUCCUGACGAAGAGCACACGGACAGACUUUCUGUUGUUAGGUACGUCAGUGACGCGGGAAAGCCGACCGAAAGGCUGCUUGAUGUAAGAGAGACUCCUGAUAAGACAGGUCUUGGUCAAGCGAAAGACAUCCUAUCUACGAUAGAGCAGUGUGGGGUGGAUACCGAUGACCUAUGCUUUCAAUCAUACGACUUUGCAGCCGCCAUGUCUGGUGAGUUCAAUGGUGCUCAGCAGAAACUGUCCGAAAUUUGUUGGUCGUGA